Molecule: messenger RNA, 1849 nt
Organism: Propithecus coquereli (Coquerel's sifaka)
Lineage: Eukaryota; Metazoa; Chordata; Mammalia; Primates; Indriidae
Gene: MTERF1
Product: mitochondrial transcription termination factor 1
Exons: 3
Coding region: 43-1233 (396 amino acids)
Biological process (GO): termination of mitochondrial transcription; regulation of DNA-templated transcription
Cellular component (GO): mitochondrial matrix
Molecular function (GO): double-stranded DNA binding
Source: RefSeq, a predicted model, not a curated record
CAUGUCCGGCGGAGACAGCUGUUCUCCAGCAUUUCUGGAGGGAUGCCAAGUCCUUCCUUAAGACAAAUAAGCAUUCCAGAAGGUUUGGGCUACCUGACCAUUAUGGCACCAAGAAACCUCUGGCACCUGAGAAGUAACUUUCUCUUUGGUUCAAGAAGGAUGAUCCAAUUUUCAGCAGAAAUCCUCUUCAAAUCAGUUUCAGUUAGGCUUUUUGGUGUAAAGUGUAGUAAUGCAAACAAAGAGCCUUUGGAGAAUGAGGACCUAUUGAACAACUUACUUACUAUGGGAGUAGAUAUUGACAUGGCAAAGAAACGACAGCCUGGAGUUUUUAAUAGAAUGGUUACUAAUGAGCAGGACCUGAAGAUGUUCCUUCUAUCCAAAGGAGCUAGUAAAGAAGUGAUUGCUAGCAUCAUAUCAAGAUAUCCACGAGCCAUAACACGUACUUCUGAAAGUCUUUCAAAACGGUGGGAUCUUUGGAGAAGGAUUAUGACAUCAGACCUUGAAAUUGUAAAUAUUUUGGAACGUUCUCCCGAAUCCUUUUUUCGGUCCGAUAACAACCUAAACUUAGAGAAUAAUAUAAAGUUUCUCUACUCAGUUGGAUUGACCCGUAAAUGCCUUUGUCGAUUGUUGACCAAUGCCCCUCGUACUUUCUCCAAUAGUCUUGAGCUGAACAAACAGAUGGUUGACCUUUUGCAGAAAGUCUGUUUGUCAUUGGGUCACAAUGAUCCUGCAGAUUUUGUCAGGAAGAUAAUUUUUAAAAACCCUUUCAUCUUAAUUCAGAGUACCAAGCGGGUGAAAGCUAACAUUGAAUUUUUACAGUCAACUUUCAACUUGAACAGUGGGGAACUGCUUGUUCUGAUAUGUGGUCCAGGAGCUGAAAUCCUAGACCUUUCCAACGAUUAUGCCAAAAGAAACUAUACAAAUAUCAAAGAGAAGCUGCUUUCUCUUGGAUGUACUGAAGAAGAGGUACAGAAGUUUGUCUUAAGCUAUCCAGAUGCGAUCUUCUUGGCAGAGAAAAAGUUUAAUGAUAAAAUAGACUGCCUCAUAGAAGAAAAAAUUUGCAUUUCACAAAUAAUUGAAAAUCCUCGGGUUCUGGAUUCAAGCAUAAGUACUUUAAAAAGUCGAAUCAAAGAAUUGGUAAAUGCUGGCUAUAACUUGAGUGCAUCAAACAUCACUCUUCUGUCUUGGAGUCAAAAAAGAUAUAAAGCUAAAUUGAAAAAGUUAAGCAGUUAGAACAUUGUUCAGGGACUUUUAAAAAAUCAGUCAUAUAGUGAUAUUUUAUUUUGAAUUUGGGCCUUUCAGAAAGGACAGUUGAUUUUUUAACUUCAGAUACAUACAUAGUGAUCCUUUGGCUAUUUGGCUUUAUAGAUUAAUAAAAACUCUUGGUAUGCUGAAGUAUCGUCCUCUUAGCUGUCUCUUCUCUAGUUUGAAUUAAUGCAACAUACCAUUAGAUGAUACAGGCUAUGGCUGCUUUACAAAUGGCAGUUCCUCAGUGUCAAGGCAGAACAAUGUGUAGGAAAAUAGAAAGUACAAAAUAAGCUUUGUUUUUUCUGUUCAGAUUAAAAAAUUGACAGACUCAUUUAGGUAGUUAUAUUUCCUCUCAUGAUUUCGAAUGGCAACCUGCUUCUCCUUUCUUUAGUGUCUGUGGUUCAUGUUAAAAAGUAGAAUGCCAGUAAAAAUAGUAAAAGUCUGACAAAGUAGAAAGGAGGGAUUUUUCAUCCCAAGUUUUACAUUCUCCAUUUAAACCGUUAGUGUGCUUUCUCCACUUCCCCCAGGAUUUACUAUUGGUGUAUCCUGAUUUCUUUGAAGACAAGGGCAACUGUAGUAAGCAGAAUAAUGGCCACCUAAA